GGUGGGGAGGGAAGGGAAGGGGGGGAGAGAAGCGAUCGCGAGAAAAAAAAAAAAAUGCAACCUCCCAAAAUAAAGAGCAAAGAUUGCAUUAGGAGCGAACAGCGCUGCAGAAAUAGAUGGCAGCUUCGUGUCAGUGAGUUUGCAUCCCCCUUCCUGAUCCACGAGCUGGAGUGAUUAGAGCCCUGGAAGGGAAUUGUUACUCCCGUGGAGAAGUCCCCUUUUCCUGGCAGCCGUCUGCACUUGUACAUGCUGGAUGCCUCUCUCCAUCCACCCCACUCACUCUCUCCUCUCUCACCUCCUCUCUUCCUCUCUCCUGCAUUGAUUUUUUUUUUUUCCUUUUUAGUUGACUGAAACAAAACAAAACAAAAGGGCCACUGGAUGUCUGCCUUCUUGGGGGGUGAGCCAGACAGACUGACAAACAAACAGACCCAACUGUGUUCGGGGGAGGGUUUCUCCUCCCGUUUUGCCCGGCAGCAGCAGCAUGGACGUGUUGGCUAGUUAUAGUAUAUUCCAGGAGCUACAACUUGUCCACGACACCGGCUACUUCUCAGCUUUGCCAUCCCUGGAGGAGACCUGGCAGCAGACAUGCCUUGAAUUGGAACGCUACCUACAGACGGAGCCUAGGAGGAUCUCGGAGACCUUCGGUGAGGACUUGGACUGUUUCCUCCAUGCUUCUCCACCCCCGUGCAUAGAGGAGAGCUUCCGGCGCUUGGACCCGCUGCUGCUCCCUGUGGAAGCCGCCAUCUGCGAGAAGAGCUCGGCAGUGGACAUUCUACUCUCUCGGGACAAGUUGCUGUCUGAGACCUGCCUCAGCCUCCAGCCAACCAGCUCUUCUCUCGACAGCUACACAGCCGUCAACCAGGCCCAGCUCAACGCAGUGACCUCAUUAACGCCCCCAUCGUCCCCUGAGCUCAGCCGCCAUCUGGUCAAAACCUCACAGACUCUCUCAGCCGUGGAUGGCACGGUGACGUUGAAACUGGUGGCCAAGAAGGCUGCGCUCGGCUCGGUCAAGGUGGGAGGGGUGGCAACAGCAGCGGCGGCUGUGGCGGCAGCUGGGACAGUUAAAAGCGGACAGAGCGACAGUGAGCAAGGAGGGGUGGGGGCCGAGGCAUGCCCCGAAAACAAGAAGAGGGUUCACCGCUGUCAGUUUAACGGGUGCCGGAAAGUUUAUACAAAAAGCUCCCACCUAAAGGCCCACCAGAGGACUCACACAGGUAGUGAGAAGCCUUAUAAGUGCUCCUGGGAAGGGUGUGAAUGGCGUUUUGCACGAAGUGACGAGCUCACGAGGCACUAUAGGAAACACACAGGUGCAAAGCCCUUUAAAUGCAACCACUGCGACAGGUGUUUUUCCAGGUCUGACCAUCUUGCCCUCCAUAUGAAGAGACAUAUCUAAAACCCCUAAAGGCCAGAGUUGCCAUGGCGUCGGCCGUUGUCUGAAGGAAAUGCCGUGAGGCCGGGGGCUGGACUUCAGGCGGGGAUCCAUUGCCUCGCAGAAGAAAGUUCUCACUCAUAAACCUCUGUGUACACACACACACACACACACACACACACACACAGACACACACACAGACACACACACACACGCACUCACAUAGACCCACACACAAGCACUGUCAUGCACUCAGCUAUAUUUAAAAUAUAUACGUCUAUUCUUUAUGCCUUGCCCUUGCCAGAUGGUAGAAGACGAAGAAGGAGGAAACCAGGUGAACUCAGCAAGGCAGACUGGCUGCUUACUUCAGCACUAUUGGAAUUAUUUCCCGCUGUUGCCAAUGGAAAUCAAAGAAAAUGGAUGUGACGUCUCUGCAGGUGGACGGCAGUAAGAGGGGCUUAUUUAACUUGCUUCUCAGUGCAACUUGAUAGGAGAAUACAACGUCGUAAAGUUGCAUAUGUGUAGCACUAAUGUUUCUUUUUAAAUAGUUGGGGGAAAAUGACCUAGAAAACCAAAUUGCAGUUUGGUAGCCAAAAUUAACUCUUGGUUUAUUUGUCCUUUGUGUGUGAAAAGUCCUACUAUUCCGUGCGUCCGACUUCCUCACAGAACUGUUGAUCGGUUUUGGUUCUUCUUAGUACUAUUGAGAUCUUUCGAGUCGAUACCAACGGCCUUAGCGGCGGCAGACUCUGGAAUAACACCUUACACCUUUCUGGCCUGCAUUUCUCUAGACUUCACUCUCAAGGGAGGAGUUUUCUUUUCUUACUUUUUGACUCUUGCACACCAUAUGCACUAGGGAUUCUGGAAACUUCUAGCAUGACUGCAAAGUGGCCAAGAGAAUAAAGUCCUUGAUGAUAAAUCACAGUAUA
Molecule: messenger RNA, 2295 nt
Organism: Neogale vison (American mink)
Lineage: Eukaryota; Metazoa; Chordata; Mammalia; Carnivora; Mustelidae
Gene: KLF7
Product: Kruppel like factor 7
Exons: 4
Coding region: 482-1393 (303 amino acids)
Biological process (GO): regulation of transcription by RNA polymerase II
Molecular function (GO): RNA polymerase II cis-regulatory region sequence-specific DNA binding; DNA-binding transcription factor activity, RNA polymerase II-specific
Source: RefSeq, a predicted model, not a curated record